AUGAGAGGCUCAAUCAAGUAUCUGGGUCGCCUUGUAGAUAAACACGGGGUCAGACCGGAUCCCGAAAAGGUUGAAGCGGCGUUGACAUGGAAAGCAACGAUCACCGACACGCAAUUGAUGAGCUUUCUCGAAUUCGCUAAAUACUACCAAGAGUUUAUCAAAGGGUAUGCUGACAAGAUAUACCCCAUGCAGAAGUUGAUGCGAAAUGAAGGUACAAAAUUCAGUUGGACUGACGAGGCUCAGGUCUCCUUUGAGAAUAUCAAGAGAAAACUUUGCGAGGCUCCGGACCUCGGCAUGCCGACAGAAAAGAGGAUGUUUGUGCUAGAAACAGACGCAUCAGUAGUUGCGAUAUCGGGCAUACUUCACCAGGAACAGGAGUGGAAUGGAAGGAGGCAAGAAAUUAAGGAUGGGUUUUCAUUCCUGGACAAAGAGACCUACGACAAACUGCAGCUAACCAGGUGGCUUGACAAGUAUGGGCACCCCAUACCAGGACACGCUGAACUGCCCGUGGAGACGGCUGCUGAUAUAUAA
Molecule: messenger RNA, 531 nt
Organism: Symsagittifera roscoffensis
Lineage: Eukaryota; Metazoa; Xenacoelomorpha; Acoela; Convolutidae
Exons: 2
Coding region: 1-531 (176 amino acids)
Source: RefSeq, a predicted model, not a curated record